AUGUACAAAAGAAAAAAAAAAGAAAACUAUCGUAACUUUGUUCAGUCCAUAAACUUUCACACUAACCCCACUUAUGUAUGGAACACGGCAAAAAUCUUGAAAAAUAAAUGGAUCAAAGCCACACCCUCACACACGUCCGAAAAUCUACAAAAUGACAAGAAAGAAACGGCUCUGAAUAAAAUAUGUCCUGCAUGGGUACCUCGCGAUAAAGACUGGAUGCCUUGUUGCAACAAAAAUGAAUUUUUGGAAACUGAAUUCACCUUUGCUGAACUUAAUCUCGCGCUAGAAUCGCGUAGCGAUAAAUCUUCCCCUGGUCUCGACGGAAUCGACUACUACACCCUAAAAAAACUAUCACUUAAAUACAGACUGGUUCUCAUUGACAUAUUUAAUGAAAUGUAUCGCACCGGUGAUUUUCCAGAAGACUGGAAAAACACGUAUAUACACUUUGUUAAAAAGCCGGACGGAGUAAACUUUAGACCUAUAGCGUUAACCUCAGCAGUAUGCAAACUCUUUGAAACAAUAAUUAAAAAUAAAAUGCAGUGGUGGAUCGAGACGCAAAACAUUCUACCGAAAAGUCAAAACGGUUUUCGCAAAGGCCAAUCGAGCACAGAUAACAUCCUAAACCUUACUAUAACGGUACAAAAAGCUCUCAGAGAAAAGAAAGAAUUGUAUGGUGUAUUUUUAGAUAUCUCGGGAGCAUUUGAUAACGUUCUUAGUGAAAACCUGACUCAAAAACUAGCCAAUAUUGGAUGUCCUUACCCAUUAGUCAAAUUCAUUAAAUUUUUAACAUACGAAAGAUUCGUAUACUCUACCCUAUCGGAAGAAAUAAAACACACUUACAAAGGUGUUCCUCAAGGGGGAGUUCUUAGUCCACUACUGUACAUAAUAUACGUAUCCGACAUUCUCAAAAAGGUUCCAAAGACUAUAUCUAUCUCACAGUUUGCCGAUGAUAUAGCCCUAUACUCUAAAAAUAAAAAUUCGCUGCAAAGAACAAUUAAAAUCUUAGACGCUGAACUAACAGCAAUAGGUCUCGAGCUUGCUCCUCACAAAACUGUAUUUAUCAACUUUAACAAUCAAGCAAUUAACCCAGGCGAAACGGAAAUAGUAAUCAACAAAGAAUGCAAAAUAAAAUCAUCUGAAACAGUACGAUUUCUUGGCAUAAUAUUCGAUAACAAAUUGUCUUUCAAAUCGCAAAUCAACAACGUAGUAAGUAAAUGUAACAGAGCACUAAAUAUUUUAAAAUAUCUCUGCGGGACCUGGUGGGGAGCAGACCCAGCCACACUUAUAACGUUUUAUAAAAGUUACGUCCGAUCGAUUAUAGAAUAUGGAUGCUUUGUUUAUUAUCCCAUGCGCAAGGAGUUAUAUAAAAAACUAGAUCAUAUACAAAAUCGAGCCAUACGAUUAGCAUUCGGUUAUCGUAUAUCAACUCCCAUAAGCGUGCUAUUGGGUGAAUCAAAACUGCCAACUAUCAAGCAAAGAGCUAUAUAUCUUUGUAAUAUGUAUCUUUCGAAAAUAAGCAGCAACCAAAGUCUCCUUGUAACCCAAAAUAUAAACUUAUAUUAUCAAAGAAUUUUACACAAAUGCAAAAGAAAGCGAAAAAGAAUAUUUGAAACCCAACUGUGCAUUCUCAAAAACAAUACCCCAUCCUACUAUAAGACAAAUGCUUAUGGAAUAUAUGAACACACUUACGAAACAAUCACGACUAGUAUUCCGUUCAACAAAUGUACUGGUACCGAAAUAAAGGCAGCCAAGAAUCCUGCAGCUAAAUUUCACGAACUUAUUGGCAGUAAAAAUAUGAUAGAAAUUUAUACAGACGGAUGUAAAGAUAGGAAUAAUGAAUAUGUAGGAGCGGCAUGUAUUUGCCCUAAGCUGAACUUUGUAAUACAAAGAAAAAUGAAUCCUUAUACCUCAAUCUUCACAGCUGAAUGUAUAGCGAUAAGCGAUGCUCUAGACUUAGUAACUAAUGUACCUCACAAAGCAACAAUGAUAUUUACCGAUUCCUUAAGCGUACUCGAAAGUUUACAAAAUUGUAAGAUCGAUAUACGGACUGACCCACUCAUCUUUGAGAUUAAGAAGAAAUAUAAUGAGAUAAGCUCGAAAAUGAAUGGUAAGAUAUGUGUUCAAUUAUAUUGGAUACCUUCUCACCACGGAAUUCCAGGCAACGAACAAGCUGACAUAGCUGCAAAAAGUGCAACUAAUGAACAUGUAUGGGAGGAAAAAAAUGUCUCAUAUAUAAGCUUAAAAGAGCAUUUUAAAAAGACUAUGAAUGACAAUAUGGAAAUCAUUAUAAAUAAGAUGGGUACAGAAAAAGGGCAGAAUUAUUUUGAAAAUUUCCAUUCAAAACUCUCCAGACCUUGGUUUGAGCGUAAAAACCUUCCGCGAGAUCUUAUCGUCACAAUAAAUCGUUGCAGAGCAAAUCAUUACAACUUAUUAGCAUCUUUACAUAGAAUUGGGAUCGCUGACAAUCCUAUGUGUGAAUGUCAGACCUCAAACCAAGAUCUGGAUCACAUAACCUGGCAAUGCCCAUUUUAUGAUAACCAACGAUGCAAACUAAUUGAAAAAUUGUAUAGCAUAAACAUGUAUCUACCAAUGAGUACAGCAAUAAUCCUAAGCGAACCUAACAUAACAGCCUGUAAAUACCUUCUAGACUACUUUAAGGAAUGUAAACUAAAUGUCUAA
This is a messenger RNA of Phymastichus coffea, 2679 nucleotides long. RefSeq lists its product as uncharacterized. The record is from RefSeq and is a predicted model, not a curated record. Gene Ontology annotation, molecular function: nucleic acid binding; RNA-DNA hybrid ribonuclease activity. The transcript has a single exon. The coding region runs from base 1 to 2679 and encodes 892 amino acids. Lineage: Eukaryota; Metazoa; Arthropoda; Insecta; Hymenoptera; Eulophidae.